UACUUAGUAUGCGUAUACUAAAAAAAUAAUUAUUAACCACAGAGGUCAUAUUACCUUAUGUACUUCUUUCAAACAGGUUUCAAAAUUGUCCCAACUUGUAAAUCUUCGAGAUAACAUAAUAUCAUUGAAGAUUCGUCCUAUAUCAUGCAUCAUCACGAUGGAAUCGUCUUCGUUACUUGAAGAAUGAACGUUAUCAGACAUAGUGUGGCUGAACUCAAUUCAAAUCUAAAAAUGUCUUGAUUUGACCGCUUCUGAAAAUUUUCACAAAUUGUCGAUGUGACGCACCAAUCAUUUUGCGACAGUUUGACCUUCAAGUGCUCGCAACCCCCAUCAGUGGACGAUACCGUAGGAGCGUUGCCGAACAUGACGCAGAACACGACGGCUGUUAUUGCUGUUGUUGCUUCAGUAUCGGCAGUUGUUGCUAUUUCAGGUGUCGUAUUGGGACUAAUAUUCAGACCUAAGAAGCCGAAAAGAACUCUUGUGGAUAAUGAUACGAAAAUUCCUUUACGAGUAGUGGAUAGAAGUUUCAUCACUCAUGAUACAAUCCGCCUAAAACUAGGUCUCCCCACAGCUGACCAUGUUCUUGGAUUACCUGUUGGUAAUCAUGUAUACUUCAGUGCGAAAAUUGAUGGGAACUUAGUGGUUCGACCCUACACUCCGAUCACACUAGACACCCAAAAAGGAUAUGUUGACUUUGUCAUAAAAGUGUAUAAAGGAAACGUUAAUCCUAAAUUUCCCAAAGGUGGAGUUAUGUCACAAUAUUUGGCUAGUCUCCCUAUCGAUGGAUUUAUUGAUGUUCGUGGUCCAUCUGGAAAAUUGGAAUACAAAGGGUGUGGUUUAUUCCAUAUAAAGCCGGAUCUACGUAGUUCACCUAAUCCUGUAAAAGUGAAACAUGUCAAUAUGAUUUGUGGCGGGUCUGGUAUAACACCAAUGUUCCAGCUAUUAUCUUACAUACUUCAGUCUAAAGAUGAUACAACACAAAUAGCAAUGGUCUUUGCCAAUGUGACUGAAAAAGAUAUUAUACUACGUGAUGAACUAGAAAAUUUCAAAGAUAAAUAUCCAAAUCAUUUUCGUCUUUGGUAUACAUUGAAUGAAGCACCGGAACGUUGGGCAUACAGUACUGGUUAUGUGAAUGAACAAAUGUUACAAGAGCAUAUUUAUCCAGUGAAAGAUAAUGAUACAAUCACAUUAAUUUGUGGUCCACCAUCAUUUAUUGAAUUUGCUUGCCUUCCAUCACUUACUAAAUUAGAUUAUCCGAAAAAUAUGAUUCAUGUCUUUUAAGUAUUGGUUUGCUUAUUGUUAAUCUAUUUGAUUGGUUUUAAUUGGUUUUGUUGGUUCCAAUUUAUCUGUAACUUUUCAUUAGUUGUCAUGAUAACAUUAACCUAUUAUAUUGGGGUUUAGUUUGCAUGGGCAAGAUACUACUAUUAUCAUUUAUUUUCUUUAUCUAAUAAUAUCGAUUGUCAAAUGUUUUAAAUAAAUAUUUUAUGCUUAAGUUUUCUAAGUUUUUCCAAUUACUAUACAUAUCGAUGUAAUUGUAUCCAUAUUCCAUGAGAGGUCUGCUUCCAAUUGAUUCAAAUCAAUACGGUUAAUUAUCUCCAAUGAGAUUGUCUAUUAAUAGUCAGAUGAUCGUUGAGGAUUCCAAGUUAAUAGAUUACUGAAAUAAAUGAUUGAGGCGAUUAUUUCGAUUUCUUACUAUUGGC
Molecule: messenger RNA, 1700 nt
Organism: Schistosoma guineensis
Lineage: Eukaryota; Metazoa; Platyhelminthes; Trematoda; Strigeidida; Schistosomatidae
Source: the annotation of a GenBank genome assembly